AUCCGGUUGGACGGAGAAUCGUAACAAGUCGUUGCAGUGUCGGUAAUUAAAAUUAGAACGGGUAUGUUAUAUUGAUACCGAUAGGUUAUCAGCGGUGAUCGAUGCCUGAUUCGGAGUAAGGGUAGCUGCGUCUUUGUUGUCCAUUUGAUUGCUGGUGACAGCGGGUGCUGGUGGAGAUGGUGCGUACCAAUUCACACGGCAGCCGUCACUUCGAUUUAUAUCUGUUCUGGUGUUGAUCCUAGUUGGAUAACCAGGAGCAACUUUUUGCUGGUUCGCAUGUUUCCGAGUUUGAAACUCGCGCAGUCUGUCGGUCCCGUUAGCUGGCUGCGCGCUGCAGCCGUGCCCAUUGCGGUGGACGGCGGCUGCUUGUAUGGUUGUGGUGCGGACUACCGAGCUCCGGUUCAGAAAGAACUCGACGUCACUGCCACAGAACUAGCCAACAGACAAGAUGAGAGCGACACUUCGCGAAAACGUCUGGUCGACCUAAGCCGCGACUUCAAGAGGAACACGCCAGAGGAUGUUAGAAAAAUUGUCGCGCCGAUACUCAAAAAUUUCCAAGCUGAAGUAGACAACUUAUCGAAACGAAGCAAAGCAGCAGAAGCAGCCUUCCUUGCUGUGUACAAGAAACUCAUUGAAGUGCCAGACCCCGUGCCCAGUUUGGAGCACUGUCUUUCCAUCCAGCAGCGAGCUAUGCGAACUCAAGACUUAGAGAUAGAGAACCGACAACUGCGAGAAACAUUAAAAGAUUACAAUCAAGAAUUUAAGGAGGUCAAAAAUCAAGAGGUGACAAUCAAACAGCUAAAAGAACAACUGAAGCAACAUGAAGACAAGUUAGAGAACACGUUACAGGUGCGGGCGAAAGAGAAGGAGAAGGAACUACAGAGACUGCUGAGCGAGCGUGAAAGACAACUGAACGAGAACCAAUCUAUUCUAUCUCAGAAAGUGAAAGAAGCCGAGAAGAAAAUCACCGAGCUCCAAAGUGCCUUGGAACGUAGUCAAUCCGAACUGUUCGAUUUGAAAUCGAAAUACGAAGAAGAUUCACAUGCCAAGUCAGAUGAGAUGGAAAUCAUCAUAAACGAUCUCGAAAGGGCCAACCAGAGAGCAGCUUUAGCAGGUAAGGAAGCUUCCCAGUUGAAAGAACAACUAGCAGCUGCAAAACAUUCUCUUCAACUUGCUGACCAAAUCCAAAAGGCACCAGACAUGGAACAAGCUGUAGACAUUGUAACGAGGUCUUCCUUAGAAGUUGAAUUAGCAGCUAAAGAUAAAGAAAUAUCUCAAUUAGUUGAUGAUAUUCAAAGGCUACAAUCUUCAUUAAACAAUUUAAAGGAAACUACUACUACUAAAAUUGCUCAUUUAGAAGAAAUGGUUACAGAAAAAGACAAAAUUAUUGAAGAAAUGGAAAGCAAAUUAUUACGUCAGAAUGAUUAUGAUGAAAUAAAAAGGGAACUCAGCAUACUCAAAUCAAUGGAGUUUGGAACAUCACAGACUUGGGGUAACUCUUCACCAGAUGAUCAGGGUGGAAAUAAUUUAUCUGGAGAAACAAAAUCUACUAAACCAUUAGAAGUUUUACUUUUAGAAAAAACAAAAUCACUUCAAUCAGAGAAUACUGCUUUAAAAAUUAACAAUGCAGAUUCAGCAGGAACACCUCUUUCUGUGGGGAAUGCUUUUCCUCCUCCACUUCAAAACGUCGAGGCAUUCAGCUCAUUAUUAGGUGAGGAGAUCGUGUCCAGGUAUGCGAAAACAGUGGCAAAAGAGGAAUGUAAUAGUUGCCCUGCUACCCCCAAAUCUUGUGAGGACACCAGGUCCUCUGGAACGGAACUAUCUACCACUAGCAUCAAACCUCCAGUGGAGUCAUCACCAAGUGCUAAAGACUCCCCAAAUGAGGUUACAUCACUAGAAAAGCUCCAAGAGUGCCUCAAACAAAAUAUAGACAAAUAUGCAAAUGAAACUUUAAAUACUUUGAGUAUUUCCCGGUGUGUGCGAGAACUGCUAAGUGUUCAUAACAUUGGACAACGUUUAUUUGCCAAGUUUAUUCUUGGUUUAUCCCAGGGAACUGUUAGUGAAUUACUUUCAAAACCAAAACCAUGGGAUAAGUUGACAGAAAAAGGUCGAGACUCUUAUAGAAAAAUGCAUGCAUGGGCUUCAGAUGAAACUUGUAUAUAUAUGCUGAAGACUUUAAUACCACGAAAAGAUGUCUCCAAAGUGAAGAGAAAUGGAUCUGUUGAACUGAGGAAUAUUUUCAAAAUUUUUUGCAAGCAACAUUCUGAUGAAAUUCCAUCCUUAAAAGACAUUCCAAUCUGGAAAGGCAAAGAAUCAGGAGUUUCUUCUUAUAAACAAGAAGAUGCUGCUGCAGAAGAAAGGAUAGCACAAAUAUUAAAUGAAGCUCAAAUGGCAAUGAAUAACAAAUCUAGUAAAAGCCCAUUGCACAAUGGUAUAGUCAGUUGCAAUGUAGAUAUAAAACCUGGAUCUGAAAAAAAUGGGGAUGACUGUAGAGGGGAAGGUGGGGGUUCAGGGACAGAAGGGGGAGGAGGGAGAAGGACUCCUUAUAACAAUCAUAAUUAUAUACAUAACAAUCACAAUUUUAAAGACUGUUCAUCUAGACGCUCGAGGAAAUAUGAAAAUGAUGAUAUUCCACAAGAAAUGGUUGCAAGAAUAUAUCAAGAAGAACUGGCGAAAUUGAUGGGUCAACGGGUAGAAGAAGGUUUUCGUCAGUCACGGGAUCAGUAUGAAAGAACUCAGGACGAAAUUAGACAAGCACUCAGUAUUUAUCAUCAAGAAUUAUCUAGACUUACUCAAUUAGGAUCUGUCACAUCAGCUAAUUCCUAUAGUAGGUACAAUAAUAUAACUGCUGGUGGAUUAGUGAAUGGUUCUACUUGCACUUUUCCAGGCUUAUCAAUUCGUGUUCCAUCAGGUUCAACGAGAGAAGAUGGUCCAAUCGAUGCAACUGUACAAUCAAGAAAUCGUCAGGAGCAGAAAAAUGCCGGAAGUGUAGAUUCGGACAACUUAAGACAUCACGGAAGUGCCUUCUCUUUAGUGCGGCCAAAAGCAGAGCCAAGCACGGGCAGUGUCAAAUCAUUUGUACGCAAUUCAACACCAUCUCCCACACCACCUCUCCUGCCACUUUCAGAAUCGCCUGCUGGAGGUGAGGACUUGACUUCUUCAGCAUCACCACUUCAGCGUAUGCAGUCUAUCACUAACUCCCUAUUGUCACAAUCUUCAGUGCCCAAUCUUCCAACACCACCUCAACGACCAGCCAAAGCAGUAUUGCCACCUAUCACUCAACAACAAUUUGACCAAUAUAAUAAUCUGAAUACUGAAGAUAUUGUAAAAAAGGUAAAAGAACAACUUAGUCAAUAUUCCAUUAGUCAGCGGUUAUUUGGGGAGAAUGUCCUAGGUUUAUCACAGGGAUCUGUCUCAGAUCUCUUGGCCCGUCCAAAACCUUGGCAUAUGCUGACACAAAAAGGACGUGAGCCUUUCAUUCGUAUGAAAAUAUUCUUAGAAGAUGACAAUGCUGUACAUAAACUUGUUGCCUCCCAGUACAAAAUCGCUCCAGAAAAAUUAAUGAGGACUGGAGGAUAUGGAGGAACUACUACUUCACCAGAAUCUGCCCUAUCUUCCAUAUCAGAUGUACCAGCCCUUCCAUUAAUAACAAACAAUAAUUCAUCUAAUAAUGCAUCUACAUCAUCUAAUGGGAAUAAUGCAAGGAGAGGACAUAGUCCACGAAAUUCAUCAUAUGUUCAGCCAUCUGUCUAUGAAAUGGCAGCACUUACAACUGAUCUUGAUACUCAGGCAAUUACAUCUAGAAUUAAAGAAACUUUGAUGGCUCAUAACAUUGGACAAAAGAUAUUUGGUGAGGCAGUACUUGGACUUUCGCAAGGCUCAGUAAGUGAAUUAUUAUCAAAGCCAAAACCAUGGCAUAUGUUAAGCAUCAAAGGAAGAGAACCUUUCAUCAGAAUGCAAUUGUGGUUGAGUGAUGCACAUAACGUUGAAAAAUUGCAAGCAAUUAAAAAUGAGCGACGAGAAGCUAAUAAACGUCGAAGGAACAAUGAUUCUCAAGAUAGUCCUCAACUCCAGCAUGAAAAACAUGUUUUUAAUUUUAGUUUUGCACCACCUUCUCCCUAUCCUCCAGUAAAAAAACCAAGAGUAUUAUUUUCAGAAGAACAGAAGGAAGCUCUGCGUCUCGCCUUCUCAUUGGAUUCAUAUCCUAGCACAUCUACUAUUGAAUUUCUUGGAAGUGAAUUAAAUCUUUCCGUUCGCACAAUUACAAACUGGUUUCACAAUCAUCGGAUGAGAAUUAAACAGUACAACUCUAAUUCAGAUGAUUCAAAAUCGGGUGAAACAGGAAAUAAUUCAUCAUUAUCAGGUGUUAGAGAAAGUGCAAGUUUUGAUCCAGUGCAGUUUCGUAUUUUAUUGAACCAAAGAUUGGCAGAUUUAUCUAGGGAAAGAGGAGAACACUAUAAUCCUACUAUAAGUGGGAUGUCACUUGUGUAUACCUCACAUAGAAAUGGUUCUCCUUUAUCAUUGCAUGGAGAUGAUGGGGGAACUUUGGAUUUGAGUAUGUCUAGUCAGCAUCAUUCAAACAGUAGUACUACGGUAUUCCAUGUGAAAACUGAACCAAAUAGCAGUACUGAUGAACGCUCCAAUAGUGAAAUGAAUGAUGAUUCUAAUUUGUCACAAGAUCAAACAAUUACUGAAGGAAGUGAUCAUGAAUCAUUAGAUGAACAGAGUAGAACUCAAUCACCUCAUCUUCCUGUUUCAACUCGAUUGACAGUGUCAGGUAACAGUAGUAAUAGAAGAAAACCAGCUAUGCCCCAGUGGGUGGAUCCAGGAUUAGAGCUUUCACCAAACAGUGAUGUGCGUAGUGACGAUGAAGAUGGACCAUUAGAACAAGAUAAAAUAAUAAAUGGUGUCUGUGUGCGGCAAACUGUUGGUUUUGAUCUUCCAAUACCACAAGAAGAAACAGUUCAUAUUGAACCUACUCCAGCACCAGAUGACAAUAUGAAUAAUAAAAUAUUAGAUAAUUCAAGUAAAGACUUAAAUGGAAACAGUUUAUCUAGAGACAGAAGCAUAGAUGAUUUAGAUAAAGAAGAAAGUAGGAAAGGAAAUGAUGAAGAACGUCAGAAUAAUAUUAAAAGAAUGGAGAGGUCACUGAGUGAACAAGAUGAAAGUUGGGAUAUGGUUGAAACUGACGAUGAAAGGCAAACAAACAUUGAUAAAUUACAGCAAAGAAUCGAACAGACAGAAGAAGAUGAUGACUGGGAGUUUUAAUAGUUUUUCUUAAAAGAUAAUAGUGUGCUGAAAUUUAAAAAUUUGGGAAGAUAUGAUUGCUAGUAAUUAGCAACAAUUUGGUGUGUGAGUGUGGCCUUAAGUAGCGUUCACAUUAGAUAGGAGGACAAAGUCGAGAUGUGAUAUUCUCAUAUAUGGCCUUUGAAAUCCAGCCAUAGGCUUCGGAUAUUCUCAGUCUCUGGAACAAAACAAACAAAAAAAAUGAGCUUACAUCUUCAAGGUGAAAUUGUUGAUGUAGGAUGGACAUAGCACAAAUACUGUGUUCAAUGUUGACAUAGUACCCACCUUUGUAAAUUUUGUUAAUGUCUUUGUGUGAGAUUUUCUCACACUUAGUCCUAUUUCAUUGGGACAUAUUUAUUGUAAAUACAUGUAAUUGGUGCACUGCUCCCUGUUGCUCAUAGUAUAGGAUAAUAAAGAUCAAAAGCCAUUGUUUCAUAUUCCCCCCUUUAUGUUUUCAUUUGUUUGUUUGUUUGUUUUAUCUGAGUUAUCUUCAGAUUGUCAAGUGUAUAAUUGUAGGUCUUGCAUGUUUCUUUAGACAAUGUUGUCUGUUUUUGAUCUAUUUAAGGGGUUUUAAUAACCUCUCGUUAUUUAUCCAAUUUUGGGAAUUUACAAUCUCCAGACACAUUAUAGUGUGAUGCCUUCCUCAGCCUCCCACUUGUCUUUCAACCAGGCGGUGCUGGAGUAACUUUUAUACCCUAAAUACCAGUGGACAGUAGGCUGUGUUGUGUCAGUAUUUACCCUUAAAUUUGUGGGGUUUUAAUAGGCACUCUAGUCCAUUGAUCUUCUUUCAUUUUAAUGCUUUCCACUAAUUUCUAGUCUUUUAAAUAAUCAAUCUAUUUCUGCAUUUCUCUUCCAUCUUAAAUUUGUAUCUUCCAUGGGAUGUGCAAAAAAUUUUAAAUCUAUUAUAUACAAAAGCAUUAUGAAUGAGUGAUGUAUAUAAGUAUUGGUUAUACAUAUUGUGAAUGUGUUCCGUAACACAAAUUUGUUAUUCUUCAAAUAGCACAAAAAUUGUUUAAAUCUCUUAUAUGUUGGAAAAAAUAUAAAACAAGAUAUUUAUGAGAGAAUGAUAGUCUACUGUAACUGUAAAACAGUCUGCCAAUAGAUUAUAUUUUAAAUGUUUUUACUAUAAAUUUUGUAGGUCUCUUUUAUGUUAAAUGUUCAUAAUUGUGUGAAUUAUAAAUUGUUUAUUUUGGAAUUAAAAUGAUUUAUAGUUUUUGCUAUAAAAUUUAUUCAUACUAUUUUGUAACUGCAGACAUUAGUUUGUUCCCAGAAAUGUCUUAUUUUUACAUGUGACGGGUUGAUUUAUUAUUAAGAUCUGUUUUAAGAGUAAAAGAAAAUGAAAUGCUUUAUCUUUAAUAACAUUUUUAAAAUAUGAAAGUAGUUAUUAAAAUGUUAUCCUUUAAUAUCAAUUAGUCACAAAUUCUUACUGUUAUUAUAAACUGUAUUAUUCUGCAUGUAAUGCUAUAAAUGAAUUUGAAACCAUUGUUUUCUUUUGUCACAUCCUUGAUAAAAAUAUUUUCUAAAAAUAAAUGCAGUGUAAUUAUAACAGAAAUAAUAUAUACAGCAUAUAUUGAAAUGCAAUGCAGCAUUAACAAUGCAAAUUGCUGAUCUACUGUGCUUUUUAUUGUAUUCAAUAAUUGAAAUUAUAAUGUACAACAUGAUUUCUAAUGGGAGAACUAUUUGGAAUACAAGUUACUGUGGUUUAAUUGCUGGUGCCAUGAUCACAAAGUUCGGUUGGAUAAGGGAAGUGGCAUUGAUCUGAAAUGGUCAGAGAAAAGAAAUGCUUUGUGAUUGCAUCAGUAAUACAGUAUUAGUGUUGUCAUGCAUUUAAUGCAUUUAUUUGUUAUCAUUAUUAAUAUCCAUACUAUGUGGCAUAAACCAUAAACAGCCACAAUGUUUGCUGCCAUUUGUUAGUGUGUUAAAUCAAUAAGGUGACGAGUGGAACUCCUGUCUGAAGUGGCUGGUAGAUGUAUGUAUGUGUUCAGUAUCGUGUAGUGUUUGUUAAAAUUUGGUCAGUACGUGUGACUUCCAAGAAGGACCUCCAUUUCAUGUUGGCACAUUUGAAUGUUUCAUAAUUUUGUACAUCAUGCCCAUUACAUGAUAUGUUGCAUCACUAAUAAUCAUUAUGAUUGAAAAUAUCCAGCCAUAUCAGGCAGAAUAACUUCACUCCUCUUACAGGGAUUAAAAAUCCAAAGGUGCUUAACUCUUUGUGAUUGCUUUAUAAUUUUUCAUUCCCCUUUGGCUCCUAUGUCUACGGCAAUUUUUUUUAUGGACUAGAUGUCUUAAACCCUCCAUCCGGUGGCCAGUGUUUAAAAUAUUGUGUAUUAUUAAGUGUGUAUCUUGUGAAGUUCCCACAAUAGUCAACAAAGAAAAAAAACCUAUAUUGAUCAUUAAAAUUGGGAACUAAAUGGAGGGGCUUUUGAAUUGUAUUUAAGCAGUAUUAUUAGCAGUGUAGUGUCAUCAUUUGCUCUUCAUUUACUUUAUUUUAACUUGUCAAUUCUAUACCUAAUUACGCUACUAAUUCUAGAAAAAAAAAAACAAAAACCUAUUCCUAGGAAGAAUUUAAUAUUGUAGAUAAAUCCCUCUCUGUUGAGAGAUUUUCUGUGACUCAAAUUACAUUUCUCUAAUAGCUAAGUUUUUGCUCUUAACUGCUCUUAACUUUUUCGGGAGAAGUGGCUCCUGUGCAUACUGUCUGAUUUCAUUGUAUCUGCUGAUAACAACAUGCCAGUGCUUACAAUGCUACUAUUUGCCUUUUCCAAGCUGUUCUGUCUGAGAAACAAAGUUUUUCAUCUGCAAAUCUUGUGGAAUUUUCUGCUGUGGAGUGUUUCUCUGCAGUCACUAGUUAUAGAUAGUGCAAUGUAUUUAUGAAAAACUUUGCCUUGUAUGCAGGCUAUUUUUAUCAAGGCCUUUUUCCUCCAUUUUAUGUCCUCUAAGCUUGCUCUGGAAAUGAAUGCCUGUAUGUUUGAUAUUCAGAUUGAUAUUACUAUUUUUAUUCUACUUUCAAAUGAUAAUAAAGUUGGACCUUCUCAGUCUUGAACUGGACAUUUAUUUGUGUGUGUGGUCAAAUAAUUCUACUUGCCUAUUAAAAUAUAUAUAAAAAUUACACCAACACUUAAACUUUACACUUCAAGCACAAACAUUAGUUUGAUAAGCUAAAAUAUCUGUUCAAUAAUUGAUAUUAGAAAAGGAAGCCCUUAUAUAUUGGCAACUAAAAAAUGAACGCAUUAGAAAUGUAAUUAUUAUUAUUAUAAUUUAUUUAUAAUAAAAAUUUAGACUUUUUAAAACAAGAAAACCCAAUAGAAUUUUUAACCUAUGAGUAGUUUAAUUCAAAAUUAAUAUUUUUGAUAGUUUACGUUAUAUUUAUCUAUUCAAACCAACUUUAGAAUUUUAAAA
Centruroides sculpturatus (bark scorpion) is the source of this 8679-nucleotide messenger RNA. Its product is annotated as homeobox protein cut-like 1. The transcript has 19 exons. NCBI's taxonomy places the organism in Eukaryota, Metazoa, Arthropoda, Arachnida, Scorpiones, Buthidae. The record is from RefSeq and is a predicted model, not a curated record. Gene Ontology annotation, molecular function: DNA binding. The coding region runs from base 277 to 5268 and encodes 1663 amino acids.